This is a messenger RNA of Miscanthus lutarioriparius, 414 nucleotides long. NCBI's taxonomy places the organism in Eukaryota, Viridiplantae, Streptophyta, Magnoliopsida, Poales, Poaceae. The record is from the annotation of a GenBank genome assembly.
AUGAGUUCCACCGGAGGCGGCGGCCGCGGGAAGGCGAAGCCAGCGACCAAGUCGGUGUCGCGGUCCUCCAAGGCUGGGCUGCAGUUCCCCGUCGGGCGCAUCGCGCGGUACCUCAAGGCCGGCAAGUACGCGGAGCGCGUCGGCGCCGGGGCCCCUGUGUACCUCUCCGCCGUCCUCGAGUACCUCGCCGCCGAGGUGCUGGAGCUGGCCGGGAACGCUGCUCGGGACAACAAGAAGAACCGGAUCGUGCCGCGCCACAUCCAGCUGGCGGUGCGAAACGACGAGGAGCUGAGCAAGCUGCUGGGCACUGUGACGAUCGCGGCCGGCGGCGUGAUGCCCAACAUCCACUCGACUCUGCUGCCCAAGAAGGCUGGUCACAAGGGGGACAUCGGCUCCGCCUCCCAGGAGUUCUGA